Molecule: messenger RNA, 918 nt
Organism: Coccidioides immitis RS
Lineage: Eukaryota; Fungi; Ascomycota; Eurotiomycetes; Onygenales; Onygenaceae
Product: prolyl 4-hydroxylase
Exons: 2
Coding region: 1-918 (305 amino acids)
Biological process (GO): peptidyl-proline hydroxylation to 4-hydroxy-L-proline
Cellular component (GO): endoplasmic reticulum
Molecular function (GO): L-ascorbic acid binding; procollagen-proline 4-dioxygenase activity; iron ion binding
Source: RefSeq, a predicted model, not a curated record
AUGUCAGGGACAUUGGGUAAUGUUCAGACAUUUCAGGCCACAGUACCACUGUCUGUUCAGUUUGAAUCCAGCACCGAUAGCAUCCACAUGACGGCGGUGUCGAUGUCUGGUCAACCCGUGGCAUUGAACCUCCAGGGGUUACCGCUGCCUCCGGUUAUCCAGACGAGUUUCAAGGCAGACAAAGGUCUCCCAGAUGGGCUGGAACUUAUGAGCCUUAUCGAAGUGAACGAGUCCAUCGCCUGCCCGGAUCACUCUCAACUGGAGUAUUACAUCCUCCACCCAGAGCCCCAGAUUGUGUAUAUCCCCAAUUUCGUGACACCUGAGGAGAUCUCACAUCUGAUCGAAGUUACCAAGGGUAGUUUUACUCCCGCAUCCGUCUACCGAAAUGGCGCUACCGACGUUGAUUCCGGGCAUCGCAAGUCCGAAAAUGCAUGGCCUCCUCGUGAUGAGGUGCUUCAAUGCAUCGAGCAGCGAGCACGGCGGCUUCAGCAGCUAGAUUCCGGUCUUGAAGUAGAGCCGAUUAGCGUCCAGCGCUACCACGUGGAUGGAUUCUUCACCUACCACUACGACCAAUUCGCCGCCCCCCCGAACCGCAGGAACCGGCGCUCCACCUUUAAUGUGUUUCUAGAGGGCGAUUGUACUGGUGGUGGGACUCACUUCCCUCGCAUCCCCCGUCCCACGGAUCCAAACUGGUGCCAGUACAUUGACUGCGAAUCGACCGAACCGGGGACCAUCUUCAAGCCCAUCGCCGGUGGUGCUGUGUUUUGGCUCAAUACUCGAGACAACGGAACCGGCUACGAUGAAACCCUGCAUGCGGGGAUGCCAGUUAAGUCUGGGAGGAAGAUUGGGAUGAAUAUCUGGUUUUGGAAGGAUUUCAGGAAAUAUUUUGAUUCAGCGAAAGAUGUCAAUACCCAGUAG